AUGGAGCAGUGGUUUCAAGAAAGUUUAUCUGCAAUCCUAGACUUCGAAGUUCCUGACGAAUUAAUAAAACACGUUUUGUCAAUUGAAAAUGAAGCAAGUAUGAACGAUUACAUGAAAACUUUAAUAGACUUCGAUAAUCCACGACAUGUAUCCUUCUUUAAUGAACUAUGCAAAAGAAAGUUUCCUACUAAGGGUUCAUCUCUGCCCAGACAACCCAAAAAAAAAAUUUCUAAAAACAAACAAAAGCCUGAUUUAAUUGAGGAGAAAGUAACCCCAGUACCAAAUGUGGAAGAUUCAAAAAGUAAAAAGAAAACAAAGUAUGUCAAUCUAUAUUCGCAGGAAGGGAAGAAUGCCCAGGUUAUUUUAAUAAAAGGAAGGCACUUUUGUGAAUGUCAGGCAUCAAAGCAUGAACUUGUAAAUAACUGUGUGCAUUGCGGCCGUAUAGUCUGUAAGCAGGAAGGUUCAGGUCCAUGCCUGUUUUGUGGACAUCUGGUAUGUACACCCCAAGAGCAAAGAGAAAUAAAUGCUAAAACCAAAGCCAGUACUAAGCUAAUGGAAUCACUUAUGGAAAGGAGUCGUCCAAAGGGGUGGGAAGCGGCUGUUUCCCAUAGAAAUAGGCUUCUAGAGUAUGAUAGGACGAGUGAACGUCGAACACGCGUGACAGACGAUGACAGUGAUUAUUUCAACGCAAACAGCGUAUGGCUAAGUGCAUCGGAAAAAGAGAAAUUGCAGAAGUACCAGCAGUCCUUGCAUGAUAAAAAACAUGCUUCUAGGCUAAAUAAGAAAAUGACUUUUGAUUUUGCUGGUCGUCAGGUAGUAGAAGAUAAUACAAUCGACUAUGAAGUGGACGAGGAACAAGUUCGCAGUAUAACCAGCAAUCCAGCUGCCGAUAGGCAGUUUUUGCGAAGCGAUUUGUUGGCCGACUUGUCGACGGAUCGAGACGUUGCGCCGGGAGUCAACGCCGACCUAUUACAGUUCGACGAGUCUAUCGGUGGCAACUACGCCAACGCGACCAAGGGUUGGUCUCGAGAAUCCCGCGUCCAAGACGCCCAACUUCAGGAGAUGUCGGACACAGGCCGGUGUCUCUCGAUGCAUCAGCCGUGGGCUUCGCUGCUGGUCGAGGGCAUUAAGCUUGCGGAAGGUCGUACUUGGUACACCAACCACCGCGGUCGGCUGUGGAUAGCUUCAACAGUCAAAGCGCCCGACCAGAGCCUGAUUAGAGAGAUCGAGAACAGAUACAGGGUGCUCUAUCCAGAUAAACAAUUAAAGUUCCCUUCUUUCUAUCCGACCGGUUGUCUUCUCGGCUGCGUCAAUGUGGACGACUGCUUAACCCAAGAAGAAUAUGAUAAACUGUAUCCGGAUGGCGAAGGCGAAUGUCCCUAUAUGUGGAUGUGCUCUAAUCCCAUCAGCUUGCGCCUGCGUUUCCCCGUCCAAGGCCAGCAUAAAAUAUAUAAUUUAGAUAAGUCCAUACAUCAGGCCGCACUCAAAUGUCUCCAGAAAAUGUCCAAAAUAGAAGCGGAACAAGCGCAUGCGGCUUAA
Leptosia nina is the source of this 1539-nucleotide messenger RNA. Lineage: Eukaryota; Metazoa; Arthropoda; Insecta; Lepidoptera; Pieridae. The record is from the annotation of a GenBank genome assembly.